AUGUCAAUGUUCCAGAAGGUUGAAAUCAACAUCCCUCUUUUAGAUGUCAUUACACAAAUUCCUAGAUAUGCUAAGUUCCUUAAGGAACUUUUCACAUCUAAGAAAAAUCUCAAAGGAAAUCAAAUGGUGAAAGUAGGGGAAAACGUGUCCGCCGUGUUACAAAAACUACUACCAAAGAAAUGCAAGGAUCCAGGUGUAUUCACGGUUCCUUGUAAAAUGGGUAACCUUUUUGUGCCACGUGCCAUGCUUGAUCUUGGAGCAUCAAUUAAUGUUUUACCUUAUUCAAGCUAUAAAACAAUGGAAGUUGGACCUUUAACAAAAACCGAAGUCAUAAUUCAACUUGUUGAUCGGUCUUUAAUACACCCAAAAGGUGUAUUGGAGGACGUAGUAGUGUAUGUCAAUGAACUUGUAUUUCCUGCCAAUUUUUAUGUGCUUGAUAUGGGAGAUGAUGAUCAAACCUCGAGUUCCAUACUUUUAGGUAAACCAUUUUUAAAAAUAGCAAAAACAAAAAUCAAUGUCUACAAUGGUACAUUAUCCAUGGAGUUUGAUAGGGAGGUCAUCAACUUCAAUAUCUAUGAACCAAUACGGUACCCAAGUAAUAUUCAUUGUAUUAAUUUUGUUGAUAUGAUCCAACCUUUGACUAAAAAGUGUUUUGAGUUGACUAACCAUGAUUCGUUGGAGUUAGUUUUGAGCAUGAAUUUUGAUAACAAUUUAGUCAAAGUGAUUGCAACAAAUUUCAAGCUUGAUGAGGAGUUUCUGGAAAUUGUAGAGUUCAUGGAAGAGAGGAGGAAAAUGAGGUAUGAUAAUACCAAGGCACCCAAGCUAGAAUUGAAGACUCUUCCCAAUCAUUUGAAGUAUGCAUAUCUUGGAGAAGAGAAGACUUUGCCUAUCAUUAUCUCCAACAAGUUGUCCAUUGAAGAAGAAGAUAAGUUGGUGACUUUGCCAAAAGAGUAUAGGAAAGCUAUUGGGUGGACGAUUGCUGACAUAAAGGGUUUGAGUCCCUCUUUAUGCAUGCUUAAGAUUCUCAUGGAGGAAGACUUCAAACCAACCUGA
Messenger RNA from Lactuca sativa (garden lettuce), 1053 nucleotides. RefSeq lists its product as uncharacterized. The record is from RefSeq and is a predicted model, not a curated record. Lineage: Eukaryota; Viridiplantae; Streptophyta; Magnoliopsida; Asterales; Asteraceae.